This is a messenger RNA of Dermacentor andersoni, 1086 nucleotides long. RefSeq lists its product as uncharacterized. NCBI's taxonomy places the organism in Eukaryota, Metazoa, Arthropoda, Arachnida, Ixodida, Ixodidae. The record is from RefSeq and is a predicted model, not a curated record.
AUGCCACACGUAUUCACAUGUGAACGCGUGCGUUCGCUGCUAAGGUCAAAGCGCCUUGUAUUUCUGGGAUGCUCAAACGUUCGAGCCAUUUACAAGGACCUAAUCUGUUUGUAUCAUAGGAAUUCGCUCAUCUCAAAUGAUUUGCUCAAGCAAAAGAUGGAAGAAAGUUAUCAUGGAGAUCACCUGGUAAACCAUGGCAAGAAAUACAACGGCAGAGGUUACCUCGAAGAGCGCAUAUUCUGCGAUUCAGAAGUAACGAUAUACUUUUACUUUCUGACCAAGAUCUAUAGCCAGUAUGUGGAGACGAUCAUGGCACGCAUGGCUGAUACACCGCCGGACGUUGUCAUCGUCAGCUCGUGCCUCUGGGAUAUCACGAGGUGGGGACCCAGGGGCGUCGACGACUACAAGAAAAAUCUGCACCGAUUUUUCUGGAGACUUAGGUGCGUCCUUCCCCAGAGUUGCCUCGUGAUAUGGCUGACUGCAGCUCCGCUGUCCAAAAACAUUCGCGGUGGAUUUCUGGUGCCAGAGCUUGAUUUCCUCAAGUAUUCACUCAGAUUUCACGUCAACGAGGCCAACUACUUCUGCAAACAGACCGCUGCGAAGUACGGAAUUGACGUAGUUGACAUUCACUACUACCUUCGCAUGAUGAUUGAAUACCGAGCUGAAGACGGUAUUCACUGGCAUCCUAUGGCGGUGCGUCUUUGCACCAAUCUCACACUGACGCACCUUGUCUUGUCAUGGGGCAAGCAACUGCCUAACAGUGACAGCUUCCUUACUAUAAGCGAGAAACAAUAUGCUUCAAGCAAUGCCAAUGACGUGUUUGAGGAGGAAGGGGCAGAAUGCAGCUAUCUUUAUGAUGAAUUGUCGCAGAGCAAGAUCUUUGGAAGUGAAGUAACACCGCAAGAGUGCUGGUACGAUGACGUCUUUGAUUAUGAAGAAUUCGCUAUGACACAGAAGCCGAACGAGGGCGGUGCUCUUACCCAGUCUGCAUACAGCGACAUCUUCGGUUAUGGACACAUCAUGGAGCAUGGUUACGAAGUCAACGAGGUGAGGCUGUGUACAUGGUCACUCCCGGCUGAUGUUUGA